AUGCCCCUCACCCACCCCCGAAUCUCCCAAAAAGCCCUCACGCAAAAAAUCCACGAACUCUACAACCGGCCCCCAACGCACGAUGAACUCACCGCCAUCCAAGCCUAUAGACCCUACUCCGGCCGAUUGCCCUUACAAAAAGACUGGGCGGAUCAGUAUGUUCCUCCUUCCCUCAUGUUCCAUCGAACCCUGAAAUGGUAUAAAAGCCCCAUCAAGUACUUAUGUUGAGAUAUACAUACAAACUAAACCCCUCUCUACUCAACACCACAAACCCCCAAACACAAACCCAACAUCCUCACACCCACUAACAAAACACUUCCAAAAACAGAACCCCCCAAGGCCUACAAAUCCACCAUCUCCUCCAAAGAUUCCGCGAAGUAGGGGAUGUGAAUGAUCUAGCGAGGGCGGGAGGGUUAAUAGAUAACUCUUCUUCCAUCGUGGCUGUUGCGACUUCUCAAACCCAUCCUCACCUUCAUCAUCACCCUUUGAAUACUGCCUUCGUUGCUGGUUCUCAAAUGCAAACGCAAUCUCAAUUUCAACCUCAUAUUCACUCUGUGUAUCAGAAUCAAAAUCAAUUCCAUCGUCAUUUUUACGCUCACCCUCAAAACCAAAACGAAGGCAAGAAUCAAGGUAAGAUAUCUCUUUCUUUCACAAGUAGCACUCUACAUAAACUAACUCCAACACAAAAAGUCAGUCUCAGUACCAGUACCACCACCACCACCACCACCAACACCCACGCCUUCACUUUCACCCACCCCGUCCCAACAACUCUACCACAAUCUCAAGAGCCUCCACCAACACCCAACCGAAAUCUCAUCCUCACCGCCAAAGUAGCAUUACAACUCCUCGAAGAGAUAGAGAAGUCUAAGGAUACAGCCACGGCUUCUCUCCAACUCUAG
This is a messenger RNA of Hymenoscyphus albidus, 899 nucleotides long. The record is from the annotation of a GenBank genome assembly. Lineage: Eukaryota; Fungi; Ascomycota; Leotiomycetes; Helotiales; Helotiaceae.